AUGUAUAUCAUAUGGAAUUUCCUUGUCCUAACACUACUAUUUCACCUUCUUCGAAUACCAUUUCCAUUCAUUAAUACAUUCGAUGUGAUUGUUUUGAUGUAUGGAGUACGUCUACUCUAUUCUCUUGCUCGCUCGACACUAGCCAGAUCACUUCACGACAAACCAUGCAAAGGGCUUAAAAUAUACUUUUCUCGAACAUAUCAUUCUCGAUUUACUCCAGUGCAGCAUGCCUUUAAUUAUUCGCAUGUAGUAUUUGGAGUUGAUUUGGAUGAAUUGGAACGGAGGCGAGGAUGGAGAAAAUGGUUAUUCGGCUACAACAUCAGAUUCUCUCUGUUCAGCAUCCAUGAUAAAGACUACCUCGGAGACUUUUCUCAAUCAGCAGACUUGCCUCCGCUAAAAUCUAUCAAACAAAAGCUAUUGUGGCACUUAUCAAACCACAAUAUUCCAACCUCUCUCAUAGUACGCGUCGAACUGGUCACUAUGCCAAGACUAUUGAACUACGCAUUCAACCCUGUUAACUUUCAUUAUUGCUACGACAAAGAUGACAUCCUACAAGUCAUUGUACUGGAGGUUAAUAAUACCUUUGGGGAGAAGUACUUGUAUGUUCUCGGACGAGAAAAUAAUAAACGGACUGUGAGAAAAGGAUACGACAUGUGUUUCACAAUAAAACGCGCAUUCCACGUCUCACCGUUCAAUGACCGCAAAGGUUAUUACACUGCCUACUGUAAAGAUCCUUCUGAUGGCGUGCUCUCAUUGUGUCUAGUAAUGUAUGAAUCCAAAUCGCCUUCUUUGACUCCUUCCACGAGUGUCUCCACUACCGCUGAUCUCGGCCCAUACUCCAAGAAAUUUGUGGCAACUAUUUCGGGUACCGCGUCUAGUCUGUCUCUCCAGUCUAUGGCAUACAUGCUAUUAUGUUAUCCAGUAGAUAUCUUCUUGACCAUGCCGAGGAUAAUGAAAGAAGCAUAUAAACUGCAUUAUCGAAAAAAUAUGAAAGUAUUUCAUAGGCCUAAGCCUAUGGAAGGAACUGUUGUUACAUUAAAACCUAAUUUUAUUGAAAGAUAUGCUCAAGAAGUUGUUGUAAAAUAUCUCACAUUCUUGGUGACACUUUGUAAAGAACCAACAACCCUCAUUCUUCGCCUUCCUUCACCACAUUUACCUCCAAUACAGAUUACAUCACUCGAGCAAUCUGUUAGAACUGUCAACUAUUCUUCUUUCACGGAACCGAUAAACCAAAGUGACGACUCAGAUUCAGACGCCUCAUAUUCAUUUUCGUCUCGUUCCCCAUCCCCCCUACCUCCUCAACAGUCAUUAUUUUUAGAAAAGAGAACUAUUAACAUCAAGUUACAUGACUAUACAUUUUUUACUAACAUUCUCUUUGAUCAGUCUUUACAUCGUGCUUUGAUGUAUGGUUACUUUGACAAAGCGUGGGACUGUGAUGAGAUUGAUUUAUUUCUCAGGUUUCUAUUUGUUAGCUCGAAUGAUAACCAUGAUGUAUUCAAAUAUCCUGAUAGUCCAAUCAACAAUGAAAUUAAAUAUCAAUUGACAGAAUUUGAAGAGAAUGCUGCGAAUAUAAGGAGGCGAUACAUGAGUGAUGUAUUAGACGGUGAGCAUAGAAGCGGGCAGUCUAUGAAGAAAGAGUUGGAUACUAUGAUACAGUGCCUGUGGCCAGAAGAUGGGGAAGAGAUGGAACAUACGGCUACUAUUGCGCAAGGUGGAAUAUGUUACCAAACAAGGAUAGAUGGGAUAACUCACAUACAGGACGACAUCCAUUUUACUCUUUGCGAUCUCUUACAUCAUUCCUCGUCACCUCCUCCCUCCCCCACAUUAGAGUUGAAUCCCGCUUUUACUCCAUCCUCAUCUUUAAGACCGCUUUUCACGUUCACCGAAAUUUACGUCUUUCCCUAUCCUUCUCUGUCACUCCAUUACUUAUCCGAUUCAUCUCACGAACGCACUUUAAAUUUGAUGUCACCAUACCUUACGUCCUCUUCGUAUCCGAUUACUUCUCCCUUCGUGCCCUAUUUGACAUCUUGCGUACACCUGCUACCAUUCCCACCACGAUACUUACCAUCUGAAUGGAAGGAUCCCGUACCUCAUGUGAUAGAUGGGAUGCUCGCGUCCGCACCUUUAAUACAACGCAAAUGGCACACAUGGAUAUUAGGAUUAGGGGGGAUUUUAUAUAAAAUGGAUGAAUGGCUGUGGCAGAAGUUUACCAACUUUGUUGGAGGCGCUGACGGAAAUCCCUACAGAGGCGAGGAAUAUAUGUGGGAAGCGCUAAUGGAUAUAAUUAAAAGGAGUGGAGGCAUAGAGAAUUGGGAGGUAAUCUACGAAAAGCAAGAAAAUGGGGAGUUUGCGCUAGUACCGCCAAAGCAACUUGCAAUUUCUUCAAUGACAAUGUCUAAACCAUUUAAAAAGACUAUUGAUGAAGAGCGCCAGCUCAGGUUAUGGAAAUACAUGAAAGCGUUUCGCGAAGUUGUUCUGACAAACCGCGAGUUGGAGAGCAAUGGAUAG
Paraglomus occultum is the source of this 2508-nucleotide messenger RNA. The record is from the annotation of a GenBank genome assembly. NCBI's taxonomy places the organism in Eukaryota, Fungi, Glomeromycota, Glomeromycetes, Paraglomerales, Paraglomeraceae.